AUGAAAAUCAAUAAAUUAAUAAUAUUUGCAUUAUUUGUUUUAUUAUUUUCACUUUUUUCAUUAUCAAUUUCACAAUCAAAUGAUGUAACAACAGAUAGUGAAGAAUUUAUAAAUUAUGAUGGUGGUAGUGAAGCACCAGAAGAUAAAAUUCCACCACCAACAACAACAACAACAGAUAAUGAUAAAAUUCCAUCAACACCAACACCAAAGAAACCAAAUAAUUGGAUUUUAGAAAGUUGUUUUAUUUUAAUAAUUAUUGGAUAUAUUGCAAAUUAUUUCAUUGGAUCAAAAGCAAAUCGUGAAUUAAUUCAAUUAUGGGGAGCUAAAUUACAACCAGUUUUCAUGUCAAAUUUUUCAAAAACAGGUAAUAGAGGUGAUUUCACAAUUUUAAAAGUGAAUCCAUCUUCAUAUUCAUUCAUUGCAACUGGUAGAAACAAUUGUUUUGGUUUACAAGCUUCAUUGGAUUUAAAGAAAAGACAUGAUCUAUUCUCAAUUUUAUUAGAUUUCAUUGGUUAUGGUAAUCCUGAUCGUAUGACUCUUGAAAUUGCAAUGAAUAAAGAAAAUAUGGAUCCAUUAGUAUUUGCAUUAGUAAAAACAAAAUCAUUAAAGAAAUUUAAAUCUGAUAAUAGUGAUGUCGAUUUAUUCUGUUCAAAAUAUACAGGAUCAAGUAUUAAUACCUUAUCAAAUAGUUUUGGAGUUUUAUGUGACACUGAUAUCCUUCCAUCAUUAUUAUUAAAACAACAAGAAAUUCAAGUUAUCAAUCAAAAUGAGAAUUUAAUUGAACUUUUUCACUUUACUGAUCAUAGUUUAAUUAAUCCAAAAUACCCAAAAGCUCUUAAAUUUGUUUUCAAAAUUCCAAAAGCUUCUGAAAUGGAUAAAUUAGUACUUUUAACUAGAGUAGCACUUCAUUACAUUGAUGUAGUUGCUAAUCUUGAAUUACCAAAAAAUUAUAAAGCAAAAGCAGAUAAACUUAGAGAUAAAGCAAAAGAAAAUAUUGAAAAACAAGCUCAAUUAGAAAGACAAGAAGAAAUUCAAAAAAAGAAAUUCGAAAAGAAAUUAAAAGAAAAAGAAGCAAUUGGUAAAUUAACUCCUGAACAACAAAGAAAGAAAGAUGAGAAAGAAUAUCAAAAACAACUUAAAAAGAGAACUUCUGGCGGUAAAACAAAGGUUAUCUUGGGUUAA
Dictyostelium discoideum AX4 is the source of this 1182-nucleotide messenger RNA. RefSeq names its product DUF1682 family protein. Gene Ontology annotation, cellular component: membrane; endoplasmic reticulum. Gene Ontology annotation, molecular function: calcium ion binding. Bases 1 to 1182 code for a protein of 393 amino acids. Gene Ontology annotation, biological process: endoplasmic reticulum calcium ion homeostasis; protein folding. The record is from RefSeq and is a predicted model, not a curated record. The transcript has 4 exons. Lineage: Eukaryota; Evosea; Eumycetozoa; Dictyosteliales; Dictyosteliaceae.